This is a messenger RNA of Daldinia caldariorum, 3266 nucleotides long. Its product is annotated as NTF2-like protein. The coding region runs from base 524 to 2608 and encodes 694 amino acids. NCBI's taxonomy places the organism in Eukaryota, Fungi, Ascomycota, Sordariomycetes, Xylariales, Hypoxylaceae. Gene Ontology annotation, biological process: poly(A)+ mRNA export from nucleus. The record is from RefSeq and is a predicted model, not a curated record. Gene Ontology annotation, cellular component: nucleus. The transcript has 4 exons. Gene Ontology annotation, molecular function: RNA binding; protein binding.
GCCUGCUACCUAGGUACCUAAGGUAGCCUAGGAAUCAACAACUGGUACAUUCAUUCAAAAGUUGUCUUAAUUUCUCUACCUUUGUUCCGACGUCACAGCCUUCUUCACCUCUACACAUCCAUUUUUUCAUCUUUCUCUUCCUUUAUUCCAAGUGAUGCAGCGGUCCUAAUAGAUAGCCCUUGCAUACCAUUUUCUCUGAAAAAAUACCACGAGGAAAAGGCCUAUCUGCUUUUCACUUCAAUCAAUCUCUUGAUUUGCCUCGGAUUGGUUGACAUCUUUUCGCAACUAAUAGCAACCUUUUUUUUUUCCUGGUUCCGUUGUCCGUCCCUUUGCAAUUCAUGGUCUGCCAGCCUUGCUUGAAAGACCGUCAACUAUUGACGGCUUUUCACACCCUUUUAUAAUUAUUACCUCCGAAUCAUCUCAGCCCACGUUUUCGCCCCUCUAUCAGAGCAGUCUUUACACCUAUCGUCGCUUCUGAACUACGUAAAGUUUUCGCGGCUCUCACUCGCUAUUCAUAUAAACAAUGGCACCCUCCGGCCCACGAAAGGGAUCUGCCCCUACUGGCCCACGUAACAGCCGAGGCGCAGCGAAUGGUGCAAAGGCCGCUUCUAGAGGUGGGAUAUCGAAGCGUCGCGGCAAUACUACAGGCAGAGUGGACAAAGAUGGUGACCUCGAUAUGGAUGCACCUAGCGCCGCCAACCGCAACUCUCGGAAGACUAAGCGCGCCGAACCGAACGAUCCUACUGCAGCGGCUCGAUCUACGCGAUCGGCACCCAACGUAUCCCGCGCGCCGAGACCAAAUGCGAAGACGCAGCAAAUCAUACAACGGGUUUUCAACGGAACAGGUGGAAGCCUUUCUUCCCGCAUCGCCAACGGAAUGUCUGGGGCUGCUAAGGUCUUUAAAAGCACCCGCCCAGUCAACGCGCCGAAUACGAUGACACUCCAAGUUCAGGGUCUUAAAUCCAGCAAGGCUGCCAGCAACGAAGGAGGUGGACUCAAGGAGUUGCUGACCUUCCUGGAACGAAAAGCUCAGACCGUCUCGAAGACCGCACGAAGCAUAAGGAUUAAGAAGUCAUCCAUCAAUGGUGACUUCGUAUACAUCACAGCAAGCAAGGAAGAUGGGGAAGACAUUCUCAAGUUGAAUGGAUUCGCAUUCGCCGGUACAUCCCUUACUAUCACAGAAGCUCCCGGCGACUUGCCUCCGGCCAGCCAGAAUAAUAUGUCCUCGACUGCCCUCGAGGUAAGAGACGCGCUUCGUAACGUCCUUAGCCUUCGAUACGACGGCGGCGCGAAGCUACUAAAUCUAUCUGCCCUCGGUGAAGAUGCCAAGCUCAACCAGAUGGGUUUCUUUAGCGGGGAGAGUAAACCAGAGAAGCUAUUCCGCGCGCUAAUGGCAGUUUGCGAAGGGUUAUUCAAGACAGCCCAAGAAAAGCGAGACGCUGUCGCCAGUGUCAGCCUCGCGGGCAACAACAUCGACGACGUCCUUCAGAUCAUGUCCUUGACUGAAACUUUCCCCGACUUAAUCAACUUGGACUUGAGCAGAAACCAAUUCAAGGAUCUGAAAGGUCUUCAAAAAUGGCGAUAUCGCCUCAGGAAGCUCGAAACUCUUCUCUUGAAUGAUAAUCCCAUCGAGGCCGCAAAUCCCAAUUACGUAGCAGAACUAACGAACUGGUUUCCCCGACUACAAAAUCUUAGCGGCAUCCAAGUUAGGACUCCGGAGCAAGUGGCUGCAAUGGAAGCAGCAGCUCGGCCCACACCUAUCCCACAGCAUGGUGCCGACUUUCGGGACAUUAACGGAGUCGGCGAAGGCUUUAUAAAGGAGUUCGUGUCCAUGUACGACGUUGAUCGACAAAAUCUAGCGGCUAAGUACUACGACAAUGAGAGCACUUUUUCUAUCGCCGUAAUUAACAGUUCUCCGCACCCUCAGAAUAGUCAGCCACCAGGAUGGGGUGCAUAUAUCAAAUUCUCCCGCAAUCACAACAAGAUCACUCAUACUUCUACGAGAAUACAGCGUUUAUUUGUCGGGACAAAUCUUAUCCAAGGGGCAUGGCAACAAUUGCCUCCUACGCGGCAUCCCGAUCUACUGGCAGAAUUCAACAAGUAUAUUGUCGACUGCCACCCAGUCCACGGUCUCCCCGAUCCCUCCGGUGCAAGCCCAGUGGGUGUAGAUGGAAUGAUUAUCACGAUACAUGGAGAAUUCGAGGACCAAGAGCCCGGCACCAUGAAGACGGCCAAGCGAAGCUUCUCUCGUACUUUCGUUCUAGGCCCUGGUGCUCCGGGCAGGAAUCCUAUCCGUGUCAUAAGCGACAUGCUUUCGGUUAGGGCUUUCAACCCGCCACCUGGUUCGACAACGGAACCAGCGGCCCAACCAGCGGUCCAACCGAUAACCCAGCCAGUUGUUCAGCCAGUAGUUCAGCCAAUAGUUCAGCAAAGCGCAGACCUACAGCAACAAAUGGUGAUUGAGCUUUGUAACCGGACAGGUAUGACACCGGAAUACUCGAAGUUCUGUCUGGACGGGGCCAACUGGAAUUUUGAUCAAGCCCUCGUUAUGUUCAACGAAAAGAGAGCGCAAUUACCGGCCAACGCCUUCGUUACUACGUCUCAAUAGUAUUGAUGGCGAGAUUCAGAUAGGAUUAGCUCGGAAAUUGACUCGUGAAAAUACAGCAUAGACUUAGAGGAGUUUAUGGUUUAUGAGUGUUUACGUUGUACAAUGAUUAUGGGAUUUCGUUGGGUAGGUGACGCCUACGCGUGGCUAUGUAUAUACAGGAAAGGAGUCAGGUCAUGGCCUCAAGAAGGGCGAGGUCUAGGCGGAAUUCUCGAGCCCUGGUCGACUGAAUGGUCAGAUAGCGGCAGGUUCAACUAUGCCGUAGCAAAAUUUAGCUUCUGAAAAAUAAAUCAGUUAAUAGGCAAAUGUUUAGCGUGCCUGCGGAUAUUUCUCUCUUCAUUAUGUGAAGCAACUCGGGUUCAUAGAUGAUUAUUGAUACUGAUGGAAUACUACUCGUAAGGUGCUGAUACCUGUAGGUAACCCGAUAUAGCCUAAGCUCGAAGUGAAUAGCGAUGCCACUUGAUUUUGCACGAUAAUAGCUUGUGCUAUAUAACUUUCGAAAAGAAACACCGUCCAAUAGACAAGUGGUCGUUACGGUGGUCGGAUGCGGCGCGCUUCUUGAGCGGAGCGGAAAUAGAAUUAUCUAGCCACGAUACCGAACGGCUACCCUUUAGCUUUCGAAGCGAGAUGUACGGAAUAGCACGAUAUAAUAAAUCCCGAA